Messenger RNA from Cuscuta campestris, 634 nucleotides. The record is from the annotation of a GenBank genome assembly. Lineage: Eukaryota; Viridiplantae; Streptophyta; Magnoliopsida; Solanales; Convolvulaceae.
GGAGCUGGAGCGAUGGAGAGAAUAGUAAGAAGAAGAGGAAGAAGAAGAAGAAGAAGAGUUCAAGAACUCAAUGCAGUCUUCAAUGGCCUCUGCCCUCAGGUGGGAUUCUACAAUGGCCGCCGCCGACGACGACGAGCUUUCCGCAUAUGAUCUCGACCUUCCCAGCUGGCUGCUGCUGCCACCGGAGGACGACGACGCCUUCCGGCUGCAUCUCUUCUGCUCCGAGCUCGAAACCAGACGCGCCACGUUCGCCCCCACCUGCUUCAGGAACCUCACCGCUGAAACCGAAAACUCCGCCGCUUCCGUGAUCACGGCACUCUUCUUCUUGUUCUUGUUCUUGUGGAUUUCUUUAGUCGUCUGCUCGUCUCGUGCUUUACAUAUUUAUUGUCAAUAAUAUAUAUGGAGUAAUAAUUUUGCUUUUCUGAUAGUUGUGUCACUCUCGUCUUCUAAAAAAAGCUUCAUCAAUCAGUAUUUGAUACCCUAAAAUAAUUAUAUCUUUAUUAUUAUGGUUUCUUGAUAACUUUUAUUUGUUUGAUAAAAUAAAGGCUAAACUCCACCAUUGGUCCUUCAACUUUAUCAAUUGUGUACGAUUGGUCCUUCAAGUUUUAAAAGUCCAUAAAUAGUCCUUCAACUU